AUGGAAACCUUACCUGAAGUAUUAUGUGGCAAACCAUAUACUAAAAAGUCGGAUGGAUUUCGUCCUGAAAUAAUUGAAGAAACUUUACAAGAUUAUGCAAUAUUAAUGAAGCAAUGUUGGAAUGCUAUUCCAGAAAAUCGACCCGAAGCUCAAACU
Molecule: messenger RNA, 156 nt
Organism: Dentiscutata erythropus
Lineage: Eukaryota; Fungi; Glomeromycota; Glomeromycetes; Diversisporales; Gigasporaceae
Source: the annotation of a GenBank genome assembly